CAAUGAACAAAUAAAAAAAUCAUCCUUAAGCUAAAUGCAGUAGCUGCACCCAAACGGGAAUGGACCAAAGAUAGACGCGUUGAUCGCACCAACAGACGAUUAACUCGUGUGCCAGAUAAGAGUGGGAGAGAAGUGUAGGGAAACUGAAAGUCACUGUACAAAAGCCUAUGGCUGAUACAAAAUGCUAGUCUCUUGUUAUUGUUGUCAUUGCCUCAAGUAAUGCAGUGCAAACGAGUAUUCGUAAACAAAGCAUAGAAGACUGAACUUGUGAUUUAGCAAUUUGGUUGUCUACGCCGUGCUCCCCUGCUGGUCAUUUUGUGUGAUAUUACGCACUGUUAAGACAACUGCAUUUGUGGGAUACAUAUUUUAGUUGAACUUACGUUACAACUUUUUUAGAUUCACAUCAUCAAGUUACGCACUGCCAUUACUACUAGAGAUCUUAGCGGUAUAAAAAAUAUAGCGUAUUCGAUUAGUCCUGCAACAAAUACAAAAGCAGAUCGGCAUUAGCACAGUCUGCGUCCACAAUAAAAUUAAAAUAAAUAGUAAUUACUAUAAACAUAUAUUUAAGAACUUGCAAUCCACAUUGGGUAGCAUUGUUGUUAAAAGAAAAAAAUUAACGCAACGAGUGAAGCAUACAAAAUUUCAGUUUGUAAGUUUACCAAAUACUUUUGAGGGUAAAGCGCAUAAAGGUAUACCAAGCACAAUAAUGUCAAAUAACUAUCAGCACCACAACAAUUAUCGCGGCUCAAGCACAUCACAACAGAUGAAUGGUCUACGGCCACAUCACCUGCAGAACGGUGAUUGUGGCGACGAUGGUGAUUGCUAUCGCCGCGGUGGUGGCUCAAAUCGCCUCACAAAUGGUUAUAGUGUGAAGCCGUUGGACAAUGUGGCGGUGCCUGACAUGUGCAUAUUUUGUUUUGAGGUGCUUGACUGUGAGCUGAACAAUGUAGAAGCGCCUGGUACGCCCAAAUUCACAAAUGAUGCUUACCCAUUAUUUGUAACUUGGAAAACAGGGCGUGAUAAGCGAUUACGUGGUUGUAUUGGUACGUUCAGUGCCAUGCAUUUGCACAAUGGACUUCGUGAAUAUGCAUUAACGAGUGCUUUAAAGGAUUCGCGCUUUGCGCCCAUCGCUCGGGAAGAGCUACCCAAAUUGACUGUGUCGGUGUCGAUAUUGCAAAAUUUCGAAGAAGCACACGGGUAUCUCGACUGGACAUUAGGCGUACAUGGCAUACGUAUUGAAUUUUUGAAUGAACGUGGUUACAAAAGGACUGCUACUUAUUUGCCACAAGUGGCUACUGAACAAGGUUGGGAUCAAACCCAAACUAUAGACUCUCUACUCAGGAAGGGGGGCUACCGUGCAGCAAUCACCCCGGAAACUCGAAAAUCAAUCAAAUUGACGCGUUACCGUUCGCAAGAAAUUCAAAUGAACUAUAAAGAGUAUCGUGAAGUGUUGGAACGUCGGGCGCAAUAUGGCAAAGUACAAUGCUAACAAACACCGAAAAUGCGUUUCAAACAACACCAGCAAAUCUUAAUGCAGCAACAGAAACAAUUUCAGUUACAACAACAACAAAAACAGACUACAAA
Molecule: messenger RNA, 1584 nt
Organism: Bactrocera tryoni
Lineage: Eukaryota; Metazoa; Arthropoda; Insecta; Diptera; Tephritidae
Exons: 4
Coding region: 707-1489 (260 amino acids)
Source: RefSeq, a predicted model, not a curated record